AUGGUUAAAUCGAGACCUUUCAGUGUAGGUUGCAAUGCAAGAUUGUUUCAUGCAGGCUGGCUCAAGUUUGAGCUUAGAAUUGGUAUAGUAGGGCAACAAAGUGGUUCACGUGCACAGCAAAACCUUUGUUUUCGAAUACUUGCCGCGUAUUAUCGCUUGACAAACAGACACAACUUCUUCAGCCGGGCUCGAUCCUUUGUCUUUUAUAAUCUCUUAUUCUUGUCGGCCUUGAGUGCUGACAGUGUUGACACCAAGUUGCAAUCAUCCCUUCGCAAGGCAGUCACCGAAGGUCCGACAAGCAAGCCCCAGGAGGAGGAAGUGACAAGGGUUACACACAAAAUACCAAGCUGCCUCAGUCCGAGUGUUGUACUAGUGCCGCUGCAUGCCCCGGGGCCUAACUCAGCAUGGACCAAUACUCCUGACAUUGGUACAACCUCUCUAGACGUCUGCGGGGAAGAGGCUGAUGACGAUGACAAUAUAGCCCACUCUGCCCUUCUGGCUUGUCUCCAGAAGAACGAUGAGGUCAGCCCACCGCACAGUAUCUACACUCAUACAGUGGUCAUAUCUGGUACAGUGGUCGUAUCUGGUGUGGGUGUGUCUCUAAUUGCUCUGUGUCAUCGAUACAGCCUCUUUGUCUAUCUCAGUGCUCUCACCUUCAGGCGGAUGAAGAAGGAAUGCUUGGUGUCACUGCUAGAGCAUGCUGAAGACGUGAUGAGCUGCAAGAUGGCGUUUGUCUUUUUCUGAAGGAGCCUACCCUACGAUCUUUAAAAGCACAUCUGUCGUGAUUUUAGUUUCUUUGGAUUUGAGAUCCUAAGCGCCGCCACCCAUCCCAACCGACCAAUCGGAUGUGUGGAUUUCACAUUCAUGGCGUACAAGAUUGAUCCUGAUGACGAGAGUGGAGACGAAAGUGACUUCUGCUAGAAAUAAUAGUGUCAUAAUGACAGUUUGUACAUAGAUUCUACUAUCAACCUGUACAUGUGAAAAAGAAUUUUUUUGCAUGCUGUUAUAGAAAACGGUAAAGAUCCUUAAGAGUGUGACUUGCUUUUUCAAUAUAGAAAACGGUAAAGAUCGUUAAAAGUG
Halichondria panicea is the source of this 1080-nucleotide messenger RNA. RefSeq lists its product as uncharacterized. The record is from RefSeq and is a predicted model, not a curated record. NCBI's taxonomy places the organism in Eukaryota, Metazoa, Porifera, Demospongiae, Suberitida, Halichondriidae. The transcript is spliced from 4 exons. Bases 1 to 744 code for a protein of 247 amino acids.